Trichechus manatus latirostris (Florida manatee) is the source of this 2193-nucleotide messenger RNA. It is a transcript of the gene HDGF, whose product is annotated as heparin binding growth factor. The record is from RefSeq and is a predicted model, not a curated record. Lineage: Eukaryota; Metazoa; Chordata; Mammalia; Sirenia; Trichechidae. Bases 267 to 866 code for a protein of 199 amino acids. The transcript has 7 exons.
CGCCGCACGCGCAAACUUGGGCUCGCGCUUCCCGGCCCGGCGCGGAGCCCGGGGUGCCCGGAGCCUCGCCAUGUCGCGUUCCAACCGGCAGAAGGAGUACAAAUGCGGGGACCUGGUGUUCGCCAAGAUGAAGGGCUACCCACACUGGCCGGCCCGGAUUGACGAGAUGCCUGAAGCUGCAGUGAAAUCAACAGCCAACAAAUACCAAGUCUUUUUUUUCGGGACCCACGAAACGGCAUUCCUGGGCCCCAAAGACCUCUUCCCUUAUGAAGAGUCCAAGGAGAAGUUUGGCAAGCCCAACAAGAGGAAAGGGUUCAGCGAGGGGCUGUGGGAGAUCGAGAACAACCCUACCGUCAAGGCUUCUGGCUACCAGCCCUCCCCCCUCCUGCACAGAGCCCUGCCUGCCCGGCCAGUGGGUUUGCCCCAGGGCUAAUCCAACAGAGUCCUCCCAGAAAAAGAGACGCGUGGAAGAGCCUGAGCCCGAGCCCGAGCCCGAGGCCACAGAGGGUGAUGGUGACAAGAAGGGGAAUGCUGAGGGCAGCAGUGAUGAGGAGGGGAAGCUGGUCAUUGAUGAGCCAACCAAGGAGAAGAAUGAGAAGGGGACACUGAAGAGGAGAACAGGGGACCUGCUGGAGGACUCCCCAAAACGUCCCAAGGAGGCCGAAGACCCCGAAGAGGAGGAGAAGGAGUCGGGCACCUUGGAGGGUGAGAGGCCUCUUCCCGUAGAGAUGGAGAAGAAUAGCACGCCCUCUGAGCCCGGCUCUGGCCGGGGGCCUCCUCAGGAGGAGGAAGAGGAAGAGGAGGAAGAAGAGGCUGCCAAGGAAGAUGCUGAGGCCCCAGGCAUCAGAGAUCAUGAGAGCCUGUAGCCACCAAUGUUUCAAGAGGAGCCCCCACCCUGUUCCUGCUGCUGUCUGGGUGCUACUGGGGAAACUGGCCAUGGCCUGCAAACUGGGAACCCCGUCCCUGCCCCAACCCAUUCCCCUCUUCCACUCACUCUCCCCCCUCUAAGCCUGGCCCCUGGAGAUUGACGUGGAUGGGGCAGGCAACCUGGCCCUCGCCUUCAUGUCCCCACAUCCCUCUGAUCUGAGUUAGGGCCAUGCCCUCUGCUCCCUGGGAUGAGAUAAGGCCAUGUUCCUUCCCUGCCUAGAGCUGUUUCCCAGGACUUGGGGCCUGGACCAGGUUUUCCCACCUCUUGACACCCCUCUCCCCCAGGCAUUCUGAAACUCUGGGCUGGGAUCAGGGGUAGGAGUGAAAGGGCUGGAAGAUGAACAACAGGGUGGGCUUCUUGGGGGCCUGGGCGGGACAAUCCUCAAAUUAUGGUAGAAGUGGAGGACAAGACGGUGGCAUCUUCCUGAGCACCUGUCUCCUCCCACGCCUAUUAUCCCAGCUGCCUAGAUUCAGGGAAAGUGGGACAGCUUAGGGGGAUGGGCUCCCUUCCAAUAGGUGAUGCCCAUUCUUUCUUUUGCUGACCCAGGGAGUUCUGGGAGUUGUAGUUUAUCAUCAGAAGAUUUGGGGGCUUCCAAGUUGUUUGGGCCAAGAACCUGUGAUCUGAAAGGGUUGACUUCACCCAGCUUGGGUGGGAGUGAAGAGCAUCUGCCUCCCUUUAAUUUCUGGGGCCAGAGAUAAGAUACCCUGGGGAGAACCUAGCUGCCCUCUUGCCUCUCCCCACAGCACUCAAGGCCAGCCGACAGUCAUAUAAAUUACCCAGGCAUAAAGGAAAAGACACAUUUUUUAGGAAAUGUUUUUAAUAAAAGAAAAUUACAAAAAAAAUUUUAAAGAUCCCCCUACCCCUUCGUGUGCCCCCACUCUGCUCCUAUCUCCUUCACCGUUGCCCUCAUUUCUAAGGUGCACUGGGAGGUUCCCCAUCUGUUUGGGGCUUGAUGACUUUCUUUUUCUAGCUGGGGCUUUGGUGUUCCUUCUGGUGUCAUUUCCCAUCCACAUAAUCCCACCUGGUCCCCUCAGUGUUGUCAACAGAUCCGAUUUAUAACCUCUGAGAGGACAGAGGGAGAUAAAUGCCCUCUCCCAGCCUCUUCCUAGUGGUCUCUCUAUGCCUCUCUUGCGUCUCAUCUUUCACCCUUGCCCCCCUCCCUUGGGCUCUGAUGAAAAAUUGCUGACUGUAGCUUUGGAAAAGUUUAGCUCUGAGAACCGUAGACAAUUUCAGUUCUAGGAAAAUAAAACCCGUUGAUUACUAUA